AUGCCUCGCGCCCGUAUUAUCCGUGACAUGAAGGCCAGGGCCACCGUGGCCUCUUCAGAAGUCGUCCGCCAGGCCUUCCGCUACUUGACCCACAACACCGCCCUCCCUGCCAAGGUCCGCGCCCAGGCACAGCUCCAGCUCAACGCCUUCCCUCGCGAUGCCCGCCCCACUGCUAUCCACAACCGUUGCCUCGAGACCGGCCGCGGUCGUGGUGUCCUCCGCGCCUUCCGUCUUUGCCGAUUCCAGUUCCGUCUGAAGGCCUUGGAGGGCGAGCUCCCCGGUGUCAGGAAAUCCACUUGGUAA
Molecule: messenger RNA, 303 nt
Organism: Linnemannia hyalina
Lineage: Eukaryota; Fungi; Mortierellomycota; Mortierellomycetes; Mortierellales; Mortierellaceae
Source: the annotation of a GenBank genome assembly